UAGUGAUGUAGUCUCAGCUUACUAAAGUGACAUCACUAUGUGGCGUCCUUCCGGCCACUGGCACUUCCACACACGUCCCGAUAGCGUCUGGUCAUGUCUGAUUAUAAUUAUGUUUAUAGUCUUAAUUAAUAAAUAUAUAUUGUCAUAAACGACAGUGUCAUUAUUCAUCAAAUACACAACCACAAUACAUGGUGUCAGAAGUCAAUUCAAUCAAAAAAGAAAAAUGUCUAAAAGCGAUGAAGACACGGCAAGUGGCGAGCGGCAAGAAAUGGCUUCCAAAUCGCCAAAGAAGCUCAACAUUAUGGGUAAUAUCAAGCCCAUGAGUCUAGAAGGAAAUCUGUCCACAAACUGGAAGAGAUGGUAUCAAAGUUUUGUCAUUUUUAUGAAAGCGAGCGCCAUUUUUGAUGAGCCGGAUGACCGCAAAGUGGCUGUCUUGUUGCAUUUCAUUGGCAACGAAUGUCUUGAUAUAUUCAACACUUUCAACCUAAACAUAGAAAAUGUAAAAUUUUCGCAACUGGUCGAAAAGUUUGAACAAUACUUUGUACCUAAAAGAAACAUUACAUAUGAGUGUUACAAAUUUUUCACUACAAAACAAAAAGUAGAUGAAAGUCUAGAAGAUUUCCUAACUCGUCUUAUAAAUAAGAGUAAGUCAUGUGAAUUUGGUAGUCUCCAAGAUAGAAUGAUAAAAGAUAUUUUCAUCACUAAUAUGCAUGAAACUUUUCAUCAUGUCAGAGAAAAGUUGUUACUUGAAGAAGAUCUGUCAUUAGAAAAGGCGCGAAACCUUGCUAAAAGCAUUGUGUCAGCGAAAACACAUGCAGAAGAAUUUAAGGAGUCUUCUUCCAAUGUCUUUUAUCAAUCUCAGUCAUCAACCAAACCACAGUCACGAGCGAGCUCAAAGUCAAGAGCCAGGUCGCAGUCUCAAGAUAGAACAAAGUGUACUAAAUGUGGUCAAGUGCAUAAAUACAUGUGUCCUGCUAGAUAUGCAAAGUGUAGAAAGUGCAAAAUUAGAGGACAUUAUGAAGCGUGCUAUUCACCUCGGAAAAUUCCAUUCUCACUUCAUGAUAGACUGAAGAAGGAACUAGACAACAUGGAAAGUAUGGAUGUCAUCUGUAAGGUCACUGAGCCAACAUCAUGGCAGAACGUCUCCAGUGGCUCACCAAGGCUACGGAACAAGAUGAAAGUCUGCAACUACUGAAGAAUUACUAUCAAAAUGGAUGGCCUGAUAGAAAAUCUGAAGUCAAUAAAUUAGUCUUACCUUAUUGGAACUGUCGUCAUGAAAUACAUGCUGUCAAAGGUCUGCUAUUAAAAGGUAACAGUCUUAUUAUACCUAAAGAGUUGAGACCAGAAAUUCUGAAAAUGAUACAUAGUGGUCAUCAAGGUAUAGAAAAGUCAAAAAUUUUGCAAGAGGUGUUGUAUAUUGGCCAUUAAUGUCACAUGAUAUACAGCAAUGUGUAGAAAAUUGUGAAAUCUGUUUGUCACACAGAAAUGCAAAUCCUCCACAACCUCUAAUGUCUCAUAAGAUUAGUUCUUUUCCUUGGGAAAAAGUCGGUAUAGAUUUUUUACAAUUUAAAGGUCAAACUAUUGUUGUUGUCGAAGAUUACUAUUCUAAUUAUAUAGAAAUAGCUAAUGUCAGCUCAACAGGAGCAAAAGCAUUAAUAAAUGUUUUGAAACCUAUAUUCAGUCGUCACGGGAUUCCUGUAAAAAUAAUGUCAGAUAAUGGUCCACCCUACAGUUCACAAGAAUUUAAGCAGUUUAUAGAUUCUUGGGGUAUAUGUCAUACAACGUCAAGUCCUUACCUAUCACGGUCAAAUGGAUUAGUGGAAUCUGGAGUGAAAAUAAUAAAGCGCAUACUUACCAAAUGUGCUGAGUCUGGAGAUGAUCCUCAUCUUGCCUUGCUGCAAUAUAGAACCACACCUAGAGGAAACUUACCGUCUCCUGCUGAAUUAUUGAUGUCUCGUCGUCUCAGAACACUAAUACCUACCGUUGUUAAGCAUCUGCAACCUAAAAUAACAAGUCAUAAGGAAUAUAGGAAAAUAAAACAACAUAAUAA
Molecule: messenger RNA, 2050 nt
Organism: Manduca sexta (tobacco hornworm)
Lineage: Eukaryota; Metazoa; Arthropoda; Insecta; Lepidoptera; Sphingidae
Exons: 3
Coding region: 224-1195 (323 amino acids)
Source: RefSeq, a predicted model, not a curated record